GUUUUGAAUAACAUGAGGGUGAGUAAACAAUGACAGUAUUUUCAAUUUGGGGUGAACUAACCCUUUAACUUGUUAACAUACUAUAUCAUUAAUUAAGUAAGGGAUAAUGUAGUCAGCCAUUUGUUAUCCCAAAAUAAACCCCGACAGGGUGAUCAGGACUUGGGUCUUGUAUCACCCCGAAGGGAUUUUGUGAUGAGGAGGAGGGCGUGGCCGGGCCGUGAUAGUGCAUGGCCGGCGCUGAAUCAGCGGGAGAGCAAGGUAAAGUGGAGCCAGAGGUGCCAGUACGUGAGAGAGUGAUGCACACGGCUGCGCUGCAUGUGUGUCUGUGUUCAUUUAUGUUUUAUGUUGUUUUAAGUUCAUUUAUAUCAUUAAACCUUUAUGUUGACUGUUCAGCCGGUUCCUGCCUCCUCCUUGCCCAUCCUUUAACUGUUACAACCAGCUGACUAUAUAUUAUCCCACUUAUUACAUGGCUACUAACCAAAUAAAUAACAAAAUGGACAUGAAAUGUUGAUUCGCAUAGAAAUUAUGUUAUUAUGUGAGAAGAAAGAAAUCACUGAACAGCUGAAUUCCACCUCCAGUUUGCAUCGGAGUUCUGUUGGUGUUUAUUUUGCAGAAAUUACCAUCUGACUGCUCAUUAUCCAGCUUAUUACAAGACUACUUGCAAAAUAAAUAAGUAAAUGGACAUAAAAUAUAUUUGCAUUGAAAUUAUGUUAUUAUGUGAGAAGAAAGAAAAUACUGAACAGUUGAUUUGCACCUCAGGUUUCCGUUGGAGGUCUGGUGUUGUUUAUUUUGCGAAAAUGACUGUCUGACUGCUCGUUAUCCAGCUUAUUACAAGACUAUUUGCCAAAUAAAUAAGUAAAUGGACAUGAAAUAUUUAUUUGCACUGAAGUUAUGUUAUUAUGUGAAAAGAAAGAAAUCGCUGAACAGCUGAAUUCCACCUCCGGUUUCCAUUGAAGUUUGGUGUUGUUUAUUUUGCGAAAAUGAAUGACUGAUCAUCAUCCUGUUUUUUACAAGACUACUUACCAAAUAAAUGAAUAAAUGGACAUGAAAACAUUGAUAUGAGUUGAAAUUAUUGUAUUCGUUUAUUUGUAGAGAUCGAAGAGUGAUACGAGAAGUAAGAAAGAUGACUCGCAAUACCCAGAUGACCAGUCUGAUGGUCUGAUAUUUAGUUGUUACUAACUAAAUAUCAGACCAAUAGUUGGCACCAUUAACCAAUCAGAAUCGAGUAUUCCAGAGACCCAUGUAAUAAAUAUGUUUAACGUUACUAGCAGAGCACUUGUUUAUCAGUAAAUAAUGGAGAAAGGGUCAUUCCUUUAUGGGUCAUUUCUUUAUAAAUCAAACCCAAAUGGGAUGUUUAACAAAAGUAAUGGCAUUUGCAUUCUUUCUAUGGUGACAUUUUAUGAUCUUUGAAUCUCAACAAGUAAAAUAUCACCAACAUAAUGGAAUCAAGUCUAAAUUUAUUUUGUGUAUUCAGGUGCCUAGUGGAGGGGAUAAAUGAAACCAUUUUUAUUACACUGGAAAAAGUGAUUGAUGGAUAGAGGUAGGCCUAUAAAAAAGGGAAAACUGGGGUUACAAUAGCCAAAGCAAACAUAUUUUGGUCAAAAACAUGCAAAGAAACAGCUGGAGACUGUAGAUAUUUUCAGAUGCAUUUUUCACCAUGUGAUCAAGUCUCUGGCAGUGAAAUACAGAUGUGACAGACAGAUGUUGGGUCAGACCGACCCUUUGAUGUUUCACCAGAGCCACUCCUCCAGAGAACGCUGCCACUGGCUGGUGUUUAUGUGUGAUUAAAGGACAUGUCAUGUAUAAUUAGGUCAUGAUCUAUUUCUCAACAUCAGGCCCUCCAUCUGAAUCACUCAAACCCACAGACUCACAAAACAGAUAGACACCACAAAAAAAGCAAUCUCAUUUCUUUUACCUAAAUCACAAAGCACAUCAGACACUAUGAGACAUACAAGAUUGUAAGACACAAUGUGUUUCUGAGAGAAAAAGACUAUGACUAGCAGAACUAAUGUGUUAAUAUGGCGAUUCUUUGCAUAAUACAUCAGUGGUAUGUACUGUAAUAGUAUUUUCCAAAUGAUGCAUGAUUUUCCACUGUAGUAUUAAAUGAAAAUCAUAUCCAGUGUCAUAUGGGUCUAGGACAAAGCUAUCAUACGUUCCAGGAAAUGUAUUUAUUUUGAAGAUAAUUAAUUAGUUGCUAAGUUACAGUAGAUCUGGGGUGUGUACAUAGUUUAAACAGAGAUGAUGAGAGCUGAGUUUUGCAAAGACACUGGCCUUGCCCAAGGAGCAUGCUAAUCCAAUUAUGAUGCACUGCUGCUCUUUUCAGGGCGUUUUCCCUGGAACAUGCAUUGAAUUAGUACAGAAACAGCAUAUUCAACAUGCAUAUUAAAACAGCUUAAACCCAAAACACAACUCUAUUGUAACAGCUUACAUAUUCGUUGUUAUGUAUUGUAUAACUGUGGUAAUUGCAGGAGCAAACUGACUGUAAUUUGAGAUGGAAAAAGUAAAACACACACACACACAACUGAGUAACAAAUAAACCAGCAAGAGGAAGGAACCAAACAGCAUAUUUGCUUGUUUGUGAAAGCCCUGUGUGUGCUGCUAAAAAAUAUAUUUUUAAAUCAGUAUUUUUGUUCUGUUUUACAGUAAAAAUAUUUAAACAUCCUAAAAACAAGAUAUAUUUACUUGAGUCAGCAAAACUGAUGACUUGUUUUCCUACAAUACAGUUUAUCUAGUUUAUUUUUCUCACCCCACUGGCAACUGUUUCUUGUUUUAAGUGUAAACCUUAAUACAUUUUGUUAGAUUUAUGCUUCAAGGAAUAGCUCAACCAAAAAUGAAAUUUCUGUCAUGAUUUACUCACUCUUAUGUUGUUCCAAACCCAUUUGAGUUUCUUUAUUAUGAGGAACACAAAAUUAGAUAUUUUAAUGAUUAUUUUGAAUACAGUGGCAGUUGAUAGUGCAUCAAUUUUAAAAAAAUGCUAACAAAAAAAAAAAAUCAAUUUAUAUAUCAUUUCAACGAAAUAAUUGUUUCAGUGAGUCCGUUGCACAUUAAUGAGCACUAUGAGAUAAGCUUAUUUACAGGGCGUUUUCCAGACUGCAUUUUUGCACCCUUGAAGUGCACUACGGGAAGGGGACACCACUCGAAGGGUCCUUCCAAACAAACGUAUGAAAGUUUAUUUUUUCACAAAGGGCCCUUUUACAAGACUUUAAGUGAUGGGUACAUCUUCUCUUUAGAGAGCCCACAUCAAGAACUUUGCCCUUUGUAGUGGGUAGAGCAUAGGGAUGAUCACUUUCAAUUGGAAUCUCUCUACAGUGUCACGAGUGUUCAUGUGUGACCUUGCAUUAUUUUCAGUGUCUGGUUGUUCAUCAUCGUAUGCCUUCAGAACACUUGAAAUUUGAUACACAAAUUGCAUGGACUACAUUUAUGAUACUUUAAGUUAAUGGGGGAAAUAAAAGGCGGUGGAACAUGCUUUUACAUCAAUGAAAGUUGGUGUACAGAUGUAACAACAUUAAAGAGGAUGUGCUGUCCUAAUUUGGAAGUGCUCUUUAUUAACUGUAAGCCGUUCUACUCGCCGCGGGAGUUUUCCUCGUUUAUUCUGGUGAGUGUGUAUAUCACGCCAAAUGCGUGUGUGAACACAGCGCUGCAACAGCUGACUGAUCAAAUCACAGACACAGAACAACAAUACCUGGACUCAGUUAUUAUUAUUCUUGGGGAUUUUAACAAAGCAAAUCUCACACAUGAACUGCCCAAAUACAAACAGCACAUUACGUGCCCCACCAGAGACAGGAACAUACUGGGUCACUGCUACACAACAAUAAUGGAUGCAUAUCGCUCUGUCCCUAGAGCAGCUUUGGGACUCUCUGAUCACUGUCUGGUUCAUCUUCUUCUAACCUACAGGCAGAAAUUAAAAUCAACCAAGCCAGUAUUAAGGACUGUAAAGAGAUGGACCAAUGAAGAAGAGCGGGAACUACAAGCCUGCUUCGAUUGCAUGGAUUGGAGUGUUUUUGAGGCUGCAGCCACAGACCUGGACGAGCUCACAGAUACUGUUAAAUCAUAUAUCAGUUUCUGUGAGGAUAUGUGCAUUUCUACUAGGACUUAUUUAAAGUUCAACAAAGACAAACUAUGGUUUACAGCAGAGCUCAGGCAGCUUUAUCAGGCCAAAGAGGAUGCUUACAGAGUUGGGGAUAAAGUCUUGUACAAUCAGGCCAGGAACACACUGAACAGGGAUAUCAGAGUGGCUAAAAGAAGAUACUCUGAGAAGCUGAAAAACAAGUUUUCAGCUAACGACCCUGCUUCAGUGUGGAGUGGCAUGAAACAAUUCACAAAUUACAGGACUCUUACCCCUAACCCUGUGGUGGACCAACAACUGGCUGAUGACCUGAAUGUGUUCUACUGCAGAUUUGAAAGGCCCAAUCUCACUCCCCACACCCACUCUGACCUUCAAUUCACACAAACACCAACACCUCCUGCAACCCCCCCCCCCCCCGCUACUCAACCUGCACUUAAGAUCUGUGAAGAUGAUGUGAGCUGGUCUUUCGGAAACAAAAGACGAGGAAAGCUUCAGGCCCAGAUGGCGUCUCACCAGUGUGUCUUCGAAUCCUGUGCUAACCAGCUGACCCCCAUCUUCACACAGAUCUUCAAUAGAUCACUGGAGCAGUGUGAAGUCCCAUGCUGCUUCAAACGCUCAAUCAUUAUUCCUGUCCCAAAGAAACCAAAAAUCACAGCACUUAAUGACUACAGACCUGUCGCCCUGACGUCUGUGGUCAUGAAAUAAUUUGAGAGACUGGUGUUGGCCCACCUGAAGAACAUCACUGGACCCUUUCUAGAUCCCCUUCAAUUUGCUUAUCGAGCAAACAGGUCUGUGGAUGAUGCUAUCAACAUGGGAUUGCAUCAUAUCCUGCAACAUCUGGACAGACCAGGGACAUAUGAAAGGAUCCUUUUUGUGGACUUCACUUCAGCUUUCAACACCAUCAUCCCAGCUAUACUCCGGAAUAAAUUACACCAACUCUCUGUUCCCAUGUCUAUCUGUCAGUGGAUUACCAGCUUUCUGACGGACAGGCAGAAGCUUGUGAGACAGGGGAAACUCACUUUCAGCACCUGUACAAUCAGCACUGGUGUCCCCCAGGUAUGUGUGCUCUCCCCACUACUCUUCUCCCUCUACACCAAUGACUGCAUUGCCAAGGACCCCUCUGUCAAGGUCCUGAAGUUUGCAGACGACACCACUGUCAUCGGCCUCAUCCGAGAUGACAAUGAGUCUGCAUACAGAAGGGAGGUUGAACAUCUGACUGUCUGGUGCAGUCAAAACAACCUCGAGCUGAACAAGCUCAAAACGGUGGAGAUGAUUGUGGACUUUAGGAGAAACACCCCAACACUGACCCCCCUCACCAUUCUAAACAACACUGUGGCAGCAGUGGAGUCAUUCAGGAUCCUGGGCUCUACCAUCUCACAGGACCUGAAGUGGGAGACCCACAUUGACUCCAUUGUGAAAAAGGCCCAGCAGAGGUUGUACUUCCU
Molecule: messenger RNA, 5511 nt
Organism: Myxocyprinus asiaticus (Chinese sucker)
Lineage: Eukaryota; Metazoa; Chordata; Actinopteri; Cypriniformes; Catostomidae
Exons: 2
Coding region: 3437-4771 (444 amino acids)
Source: RefSeq, a predicted model, not a curated record